Necator americanus (New World hookworm) is the source of this 2070-nucleotide messenger RNA. RefSeq lists its product as uncharacterized. The transcript is spliced from 17 exons. NCBI's taxonomy places the organism in Eukaryota, Metazoa, Nematoda, Chromadorea, Rhabditida, Ancylostomatidae. The record is from RefSeq and is a predicted model, not a curated record. The coding region runs from base 1 to 2070 and encodes 689 amino acids.
AUGAGCGUCGACCAGUUUCAGUUCCAGAAGGAACUAUCGUUUAUUGGCCAGACGCUCUCGAAUAUAAAAAUUUCCGAACAUGAAUCUCAACUUGCAUUAGCGCAGUUCACCCCACGAAGCAGGCGGGAAUUUGGUUUCGGUGAGGUUAACACCAAUGUUGAGGCUCGACUGGCUCUUGAGCGCGUCAACUUCUCUCCGUGCGAUGUGAUAUCAGACAAGGAAAGAUGUCGUCCUAGAGCCAGUAUUAACUCGCUGGCUGGAGAUGUUUUACAAACAGGAAACAGAAAACGGCUUCCUGAUGUCGUUGUAGUCAUAUCCAGUACGAAAUAUCGGAUUCCUGAACAGCUUCCAACGGAGACGCUGUUCUCACCGCAGUCUCCUCUACAUAUUUUUUAUGUCAUGAUAGGAGGGCCAUCUCCAGACGAGUCUCGCUUUGAACCUUCAGCAACGUUUACUCGUUUGAGUGCAGUUGAUUUUACUGCAUUGGAACGCUUGGUGGUGCCGCUUUGCGAGACUGUGAAUUCAUUUGUUGGAGGUACCACUCAAAAAGCAGCUUUUGGUGCUACUUGUUGGCUUGUUACUGGCAUAUUAGCUGGAGUUCUACUACUUUGUUUGCUCGUUUUCGGCUACGCGGUAUACGCGUAUCGCCGAGAGAACGCGGACAACGCUGUUACAGGUAAAGUUCUCAGCUACAGACUGAAGGAAAUGGAAAAUAAAUUGCGCUCGCAAAAUGAAUUUUUCACAGCAAAAUUGCAUACACAAAUGGAAGAGCAGAUAAAAGCUGGUGAACGACAUGCGGAAGAAUUGAGAAAACAUAAUGAAACCAUCGAAAAUAUGCAGGUGCAUCAAAUGGAACUUCAGCGACAACAGCAACUCUCAACCGUACCCCCACCGUCAAUCCCACAACCUCAACCCAUAAUCAUUCCCUACCUCCCACCAAAUGCUGCUGUCUCUCAGCAACCGCCACAGCUCGGAAUAGCUCCGGCCGGUCAACUUACAUAUUCACAAGUCAGCAAUGAUCCACGGCUGCAAGGAAAUGUUUUAAAUGGGCAUGUCCAAGGAAGUCAACUUGCGAAGCAGGAUUCUGUUCUUACUGGUAGAGGAAGCAACGGAAAUGGAAGCAAAAGAGAAGAGGAGCUAAGGCUACGAUUGGAUAAGCUUGAAGAAUCUAUAGGCAACGCAAAGAGGCAAAAUGAGCACGGUCAUGGAGUUCAGCAAGGCUCACAACUAAAUUCUUCGUCCGUUGAACAAUCUUGGCCGAACGAUCCUCACUCGAUCACAGAAGAAGACAGCAGUGACGGAACCACGACGGAUGACUCUGGAUAUGUCGCGCAAGGAGGUAAAUUACCUUCCAACCAUCCUGCCCGACAUCUUCCUCCUGUAGAUAUUCUUCUUCUCGUGGACAGCUCAAGCAGUAUCGGGAUCUCGAACUUUGAAGCAGUGAAAGCAAAUAUUAUCAACGUCUUGGAAGAUGUCGAUAUAGGACCAGGACGUUCGCGCGUUGCUCUUGUACAGUACGCACUUCAACCAAGUGUUGUCUUCGGGUUUGACAAAUAUUACUCACUGAAAAGUGUGAAAAAGGGAGUUGAAAGGAUGUCGUACACAGGUGGAGCCACGAUGUUAUCAAAAGCGCUUUCCUUUGCUGCAGGAUUGUUAUACAAGGAGCAGAAUAUGAGAGAUGUAAAGAAAAGGAAGCAUAAGCUGAUGCCUACACCUCGUCAUGAUCGAUUACAGGUGCUUUGUCUAGUAUCUGAUGGCGCUUCUGAUGAUAAUAUUGAUAGAGCAGCGGCCUAUCUUCAUGAGAAACUGCAGAUUAAAAUCAUGGCGAUGGUCACUAGAAGUUUCCAUAAAGAUCGUUUAGUGGCCGUUACGCGUUUUGAAGGAUCGAUUUUUGUUAUGGAUCAGAAGGAAAGCAUUAGUAUUUGGUUAUGGAGACAACAGCGAAUGUGGGCAGAGAAUUAUGCGGCGUACAUCGAACGAGAGAAAUCUAUGCCGUUGAGUCUAAAACACAGUCCAAAGAAGAAUAACAGAGUGGAAGAACAACCGUCCAAAUCAGCUAAAUCCCUCUGA